This is a messenger RNA of Durusdinium trenchii, 960 nucleotides long. NCBI's taxonomy places the organism in Eukaryota, Dinophyceae, Suessiales, Symbiodiniaceae. The record is from the annotation of a GenBank genome assembly.
AUGCGUCGUGAGCAUGUGUCUGAUGCUGCUGAAGCGCCUGCACCAGAGGACAUUGACCUGGAGCACAAGGAGCACUAUGGUGGGCCAGAGCUAGCUGUUGAAGAACUCGAUGGGGACAAGGUCAUCUACAACAGUAAGUUCUUCAAGAAGGAGUACAACAAACUGAAGAGGAUUGCAGAAGGACCGAGAUCUGUGGAAUUUCCACAGAUUACAAAAGCUUUCACUGGAACUUCUGCGGAACAACAUGAUGUGAUCCGUCGGUUUGUGGAGACUGGGGGAAAUGAAAAUGCAGUGGAAGCAGAGUUCACUGCUGAACGCACACAUGAAGUGGAAGGGAGAGGUGAACGCAAACUCAUGACAGUGAAGGAAAUGCGUGAGGCUGGCUUCUCAGAGGCCAAAAUCAAUGCGUGUGUGCAGAAAGGUGGUGUGCCAGAUGAAGACUGUCCUACGGACAUGGCCUCUAUGAGGUUCUGGGCGCAUACCGUGAAGACCGAAACCACUCGAGAUGUGACCCAGCUGAGGAGCACAGUUCGGGCCAGUGUUGCUGCUACCUCAGCAGUCCAAGCUUUGGCCACAGGUUUUGCACCUGCCAAGGGUGGCGUUGCAGUGGACGCAGCCAAUGUCAUGGCACAAGCAGGAAAUGAAGUCAAGAAGGAGAUCCAAGCUUUGAACUCCUUGCAAAUCGAUGUUGGGGAUUUGGACAUGUUCAAGGGACGUGUUGAGCAGCUGAAGCAGUUCUCGAACUCCAUGAAGUUGCACUUUGACAGUUUGACAGAAGAUUCCAUCAAGAGCGAAGAUGAUUUUCAGAAGACCUUGGCAACAGACAGCCGCAUGAAGCGAGCUGAGAUGUCAGCUGCCUUCCGUGAGUACAAGAAGUAUUGCUGGCAUAUUUUGGGCUCACAUGAGAAAUGGAAUUUUGCUGAUGAUACUCUGUGUUGUGCCAGGGGGUACUCUUCGUGA